Messenger RNA from Amorphotheca resinae ATCC 22711, 868 nucleotides. RefSeq lists its product as hypothetical. The transcript is spliced from 5 exons. Gene Ontology annotation, molecular function: GTP binding; GTPase activity. The coding region runs from base 133 to 813 and encodes 226 amino acids. Lineage: Eukaryota; Fungi; Ascomycota; Leotiomycetes; Helotiales; Amorphothecaceae. The record is from RefSeq and is a predicted model, not a curated record.
UCGCGAUAACUCCUCAACUCUACCUUUAUAAUCACCACCAUCGCCCCUCCCAUCAACCUCAUUCACCUCUCUUAAGCCUUCUCCAACGAAAUAACAACCUGCAAUCAUGAAUCCAGAGUAAGUCCCUUCAACAUGUCCUUCGAUCAGAGAUACAUGAGCGCAAGCGACUAUUACCCUCUCCGCGAAUCAUACCACAACCUUACUCACGAACUUGGCAGAUACGACUACCUCUUCAAGCUCCUCCUCAUCGGAGACUCUGGUGUAGGAAAGUCCUGCUUGUUGCUGCGAUUUGCAGAUGAUACCUACACGGAGAGUUAUAUCUCGACUAUUGGUGUUGACUUUAAAAUCCGAACGAUCGACCUGGAUGGCAAGACUGUGAAGCUACAAAUCUGGGAUACUGCUGGCCAAGAACGUUUCCGAACCAUCACAUCAUCCUACUACCGAGGCGCCCACGGCAUCUGCGUGGUCUACGAUGUUACAGACAUGGACUCAUUCAACAACGUCAAGCAAUGGCUGCAGGAGAUUGACAGAUAUGCUACAGAGGGCGUCAACAAGCUGCUCGUAGGCAACAAGAGCGAUAUGUCAGACAAGAAAGUGGUGGAAUACACAGUUGCCAAGGAGUUCGCCGACAGCCUUGGUAUCCCAUUCCUUGAGACCUCAGCCAAGAACGCCAGCAAUGUCGAGCAAGCCUUCUUAACCAUGGCACGCCAGAUCAAGGAGAGAAUGGGAACUACGACUGCAAACAACAAACCUACAGUGCAAGUUGGGGCCGGCCAGGGUGUUCAAUCGGGAUCGGCCGGUGGCUGCUGCUAAACGUCUUUCUCCUCUUGCUUGUGCUAUGAACGAUACGGAACGGCCGGUUGUCUCC